Messenger RNA from Blepharisma stoltei, 2228 nucleotides. The record is from the annotation of a GenBank genome assembly. Lineage: Eukaryota; Ciliophora; Heterotrichea; Heterotrichida; Blepharismidae.
AUGGGAUGCUCUCAUAAUACACAAAAAGGUGAACAAUCAGCAUGGACACAAAAAUGAGCAACCUUUAAAGCGAAACUCAAGCUCAGCAAGCCUCGUGACGAAAUUGUUAAAAUUCUCCUGAAAAUUUACACUCAUGAGGCAAAUCUUGAAGAAUUAUCCUCAGUCUCAAUUAUUCCUACUGAUGCUAUAAGUCGUAAAGAUCUUGAAUUUUACAUUCCUCAGCUUGUAAACUUUUUAAUAUGUGAAAGCACUGAAAAUGAAGACCUUAACAAAAUUUUCUUCCAAUUCUGUAAAAAUUCUAUGACUUUUGCCCAUAGAGUUAUAUGGUUUUUAUCCUCUGUAAGAGAUCCUGGGCUUGCUGUAAGAUCUGAUGAGUAUUUUUUAUUUAGACUAAAACACCUUGUAGAAGUCGUCAGUAGAGAAGGGACGCUUUUGCCUCAUCUAGAUGAAGAUCCGAAAAGGAUUAUUUUAAGAGAAAAAAUUAGAAUUUAUAAUGAAAUGAAAAAAGAAGAUUUAAACCCUGAUCAAACUAAUAAUAAAAUAAAUUUUUUUUUUAUUUAUAUAAGGUAAAAAUUAAUAAAAAAAUUAAAAACCCCUCCAGUACCACGUAUAUUGUAUAUAGGUGAAAAUAUUGAAAGAGAUAUUCCUGUUGAGCCAUACCCAAGGAAAGGAAUUAAAGAUGUCCUCAUGUCAACGCUUUGGCUUGUUGAAGACUUAAAUGUUAUUGCUGAAAAAAUUUUGUAUUUAGAAAAAAAAGAAGCUUUAUUAGCGACUGAGAUUAAAAAAGUAAAUUUGAUGCUCCCUGCAAGUGUUCAGGUCCCUUUUCCUGGAAAAGUACCUAAAAAUUGCGCAAUUCUUCAUAUUCCGCCUAGUGAAAUAAAAGUUUUUGAAACAAAGGAAAGGGCUCCUUAUUUGAUUUGUGUAGAAAUUUUUGAUCCUGAAGAAGAAAAGAAAAUACUAGAAGAAGAGGAGGAAGAUAUUUCAAGUCAUUCAAGGACUUAUUCAAUGGUAACAGAGCCUGUACCAAGUUCAGCUGAGCAGAGCUUUGAGCUUUCUCAAAUUGACGCUCUGAAAUUGCAUAAAAAAAAAUCAAAUGGUCUAAGAAGUAGUCUAGGAAAUGGAGUUCAUCUGCCAUUUGAAGCAGGCGCCCCAACUGGUGACACCGUUUCCGUAGUAUAUGAUUUAUCUGAAAACAUUAUUUCACAAAAUCAAGAAACUUCUCAGCAGCAAGCAAAGAGGAUCAGGUCAAGAUCAAUAUUUGGUGAACUAAAAACAUGAAGAAUGCUAAAAGUAAUUGUAAAAGUGGGCGAUGACUUGUUACAAGAACAAAUUGCAAUGCAGCUUGUUUAUAUCCUUUUUUCCAUUAAAUUUAUUUUUCAAUAAUUAAAAUAGUAAAAAAUGCGUAUGUAGCGAUCAAUAUAUAAAUUUCAAGAAAUUUUUAAAGAAGAUGGGCUAAAUUUAUGGCUCCGUCCAUAUGAAAUUUUAGCGACUGGGCAUAACUCAGGACUUGUCGAAUGCAUCCCUGAUGCGCAAUCUUUAGACUCAAUUAAAAAAUCCCUUCCUCACGAAUACCAAUCCCUUAAAGAUUUCUUCAGAAUCAGAUAUGGCCAAGAUGACUUAAGCCGCUAUAAAAAAGCUUUAAGCAAUUUUGUAGAAAGCCUUGCAGGUUAUUCACUGCUUUGCUACAUUUUGCAGAUUGCUGACAGACAUAAUGGAAAUAUAUUAAUGGAUAAUGAAGGGCAUAUUAUUCAUAUUGAUUUUGGGUUUAUUUUGAAUUAUUUUCCAGGUGGACGUAUAAGGUUUGAAGAUGUUCCUUUUAAAUUGACCACUGAAUUUUUAGAGUUGAUGGGAGGGCAUGGCUCAAGCUGAUUUAUACCUAUUUAUAUUGAUUCUACUAUAAUAAAACUUCUAAUAAUAAUUAUUUUGAUUGUAAUAAAUGGUAUAGGUAUUUUAGAAAAUUAUGUGUCAAAGGAUUUUUGGCAGUCAGAAAAAGAACUGAAGAAAUUUUGCUGCUAUUAGAAAUGACAAGAAAUGGAGUAGGGAGGCAGCUUCCUUGCUUUUCAGAUGGAGAAAGAGCGACAGAAUCACUUAAAAAGAGACUGGUGCCUGAGAUGUCAGCUGCUCAGUGCAAAGGACACAUAGUUGGGUUAAUAAAUGAAAGUUUGGACAACUGGAGAACAAACUGGUAUGACCGCUACCAAUAUCUUUGCCAAAAUAUUUUAUAUUAG